Monodelphis domestica (gray short-tailed opossum) is the source of this 1693-nucleotide messenger RNA. The record is from RefSeq and is a predicted model, not a curated record. NCBI's taxonomy places the organism in Eukaryota, Metazoa, Chordata, Mammalia, Didelphimorphia, Didelphidae.
UGAAUCUUUGGGCUGAAUGUUUCUUCUGGCACGCAGGUGAAAUCAAUAAAAUUACCAGAACAGUCAAAAAUCCUUUUAAACAGCCCAUUGCUUUUUAAGUUUCUGUUUGGAGUGUGCUCCAGAAAAUAUCCAAGACUCAUGGAUGCCCCUUCAGUUUACUACAGGUUGAGUAGUCAGAUGAGAAAAGAAUUAAGUCUUCACUGAGCAGGUCACAGGACCAUAGAUCUAAAGCUGAAAAGGGACCUCAGGCUUCUCUGCAGAAUGUCAAGCAAAGAUCGACACAUUGAUUCUAGCUGUUCGUCAUAUAUCAAGACGGAACCCUCAAGCGCUGCCUCCUUAAAGGACAGCAUCAACCACCACAGCCCUGGUGGCUCUUCAGACGCCAGCAGGAGCUAUAGUUCAACCAUGAAUGGCCAUCAGAAUGGACUUGACUCACCACCUCUGUACCCUUCUGCCCCGGUCCUUGGAGGUAAUGGGCCUGUCAGGAAACGAUACGAUGAUUGUUCGAGCACCAUUGCAGAAGAUUCGCAGACCAAGUGUGAAUACAUGCUGAACUCGAUGCCCAAGAGACUGUGUUUGGUGUGUGGCGAUAUUGCAUCUGGGUACCACUAUGGGGUAGCAUCAUGUGAAGCCUGCAAAGCCUUCUUCAAGAGGACAAUUCAAGGUAAUAUAGAAUACAGCUGCCCAGUCACAAAUGAAUGUGAAAUCACAAAGCGCAGACGCAAAUCCUGCCAGGCCUGCCGUUUCAUGAAAUGUCUAAAAGUUGGCAUGCUGAAGGAAGGGGUGCGUCUUGAUAGAGUACGUGGAGGUCGCCAAAAGUACAAACGCAGAAUAGAUGCAGAGAACAGCCCAUACCUGAACCCUCAGCUCGUUCAACCAGCUAAAAAGCCAUAUAACAAGAUUGUCUCACAUUUGCUGGUGGCUGAACCGGAGAAGAUCUAUGCCAUGCCUGACCCUACUGUUCCAGACAGUGACAUCAAAGCUCUAACUACUCUCUGUGACCUGGCUGAUAGAGAACUGGUGGUCAUCACUGGAUGGGCUAAACAUAUUCCAGGUUUCUCUACUUUGUCUUUGGCUGAUCAGAUGAGCCUUCUGCAAAGUUCUUGGAUGGAGAUUUUGAUCCUUGGGGUUGUAUACCGAUCACUUUCUUUUGAGGAUGAACUUGUCUAUGCAGAAGAUUAUAUUAUGGAUGAAGAUCAGUCCAAAUUAGCAGGCCUCCUUGACCUCAACAAUGCCAUCCUGCAGCUGGUAAAGAAAUAUAAGAGCAUGAAGCUGGAGAAAGAAGAGUUUGUCACCCUCAAAGCUAUAGCUGCUAAUUCAGAUUCAAUGCACAUAGAAGAUGUUGAAGCAGUUCAGAAACUUCAAGACGUCUUACAUGAGGCUCUUCAGGAUUACGAGGCUGGCCAGCACAUGGAAGACCCUCGUCGGGCCGGCAAGAUGUUGAUGACUCUCCCGCUUCUGAGGCAAACCUCUACCAAGGCUGUGCAGCAUUUCUACAACAUAAAAUUGGAAGGCAAAGUUCCUAUGCACAAACUUUUUUUGGAAAUGCUGGAGGCCAAGGUCUGACUAAAAGCACCCCAGGCCUUCCCAUCAUGCACGCUGAAAAAGGGAAAAUAAACGGGAGAGUUAAUGGCAAAGAAACUUUAAACUACAACAAAAAAAAAUGACUGCACUGAUCAUUUAGCAGCAAGAC